Messenger RNA from Schistosoma margrebowiei, 3480 nucleotides. The record is from the annotation of a GenBank genome assembly. Lineage: Eukaryota; Metazoa; Platyhelminthes; Trematoda; Strigeidida; Schistosomatidae.
GCUAUUGGAUAGCGCGACACUGAAAUGCGGCGGUGGUUUUCGUUGCUUGUUACAGAGCUUUUUUUUAGGUUGUUCAUCCUGAGAUAUUGCUCAUUGUAAUAAAUAAUAUACAACAAUAAAUGAGUGUCUGGCGCAGACUUCAAAGGGUUGGAAAAAAAGCAGCUAAAUUUCAGAUUACUGCUUCUUUGCAUGAGCUGAAUAUUGAAUGCUCGCGUCAAUACAGCCCCGGAAACUUAGUAGUUGUUUGGUCUCGUCGCAGUCGGCGAUAUUCUUCGAAAUCAUUUGAACCUGUUAAAAGUUCCGGCAAUUCAAAUUCAUUUAAAUAUGUUUGGUCUAUGCCGGAGAAUAUAGAAUUCGUCACUACUUUAUAUCGAAAUGAAAAAGCAAUUCAAUUUGAAGAAAAAGAAUGGAUAUGUCAAAUCGAAGAUGUUGGAGCUAAAACUUCAGGUUUACUUUCGGCAUCUACACCAUCGGUUAGACGACGUGUACUUGCUACCAGACAAAUCGAUAUAGCCGAAUUCGUCUCAGAUUUACCCGUGCAAACAAAUCUCAAAGUAGUCAUGCGUCUCGCUUCUAAAAAGUUAAUAUCUGCUACAGUUCUCCUUACGUUAAAUUCCGUUAUUGUAAAAGCUGGAGAAGCCACUGAUGAAGAUAUGAUAUCCAUAGCGUCACUCAUGUCAUUAAGUCGUACUGGAAGUUUUAACGUUGGCAGUGGAGUAACUAUUAAUGAUCUAGGUGGUGUCGCAGCAUUUUCACCGACGACAGCGAGGCUCUCUAACGUGGAUGAUCUUAAUUCACAUUCCUUUUCAAAUAGUACUUUUCAUACUGAUCUUAGUGAAUUAACUGCUAAAUUACAAUCUUUGGAACGACGUCAAAUAGAUCCCCUUGUAGAAUCUCCUAUAAAAGCAAAUGGGAAUUUUUCAGAUUAUUCUUCAGAAUUAGAUAAUUCCAAAAUAACUCUAAAUAGUUCGAAAAACCAAGAUUCACUCUCAUCUACGGUUGAUGAUAUGUUGGCAAAACCACUUAUUCCUACUUUUGAUAAAACAAUUCCUAAUUCAACUGAAUUAAAGCCUAUUUCAACUCAAAGUCGAUAUGAUUUACUUCUAUGGUGUCAGUUGGUGACUAAAUCUUAUGACAAUAUACAAAUAGUUGAUCUUACUACAUCAUUCCAGAAUGGAUUAGCUUUCUGUGCUAUCCUGCAUCAUUUUUUUCCCGAUCGAAUUGAUUACGACUCAUUGUCAUCGGAGAACCCUCUACAAAAUUGUCGCCUGGCAUUCGAUGUGGCUUCUAAAUUGGGAGUACCCCGUGUACUUGAUCCAAGUGAAGUAGUUUCUAAAAGUCGUUCACCUGAUUUGCUCAGUAUGAUGACAUACCUCCAUCAAAUCCGUACAUUUUGCUGUGAACGAACAAAAAAUAAUGAUGAGAACUCUCCAAGUACAAAUGAUAAUUUAGUAUUAAAUGGGAUAUUUGAACAAUGUAUCAAAACCAACAACUCAGAAACGAAUCAUAGUUUGCAGAUAGUUGAAAAUCCACCGGAUGAAAACUCAAACAAUGCUAAAAAUAAUUUAACUAAUCCAGAUAAAGCUGUUAGAUCAACACCUAAAAAGAAAAUUCCUUUAAUGAAUUAUGAACAUAUGUUGGCUAAAGCACGUAGUCUGUUGCAACAAUCACGUCUAAAUUACUUAGCACCAACAAAUCGACCUGGUGCUUUACCGCCUCUAGCGCAUCCUCGUAAACCACAUCCUAUAUCUGGUUCAUUGACAGCAAUUCAUUCAACUGAUGAAAAUUUUAACCGAAAUCCAGUGACAGAAGAAAGUUUAAGGAAUAUUACGUUAACUGAUGGACAAAAUCAUCGAUUGACUGAUACAAAGUUAUGUACAAGCACAAUAUGUAUACCGAAUGUUGAUACCUCAUUAAAUUCCAUUUCUAAGCCAUUUCGAUUUUCAACGAGUAAUAUUUUUCCAACACUUAGUAAACCACCACAGUCAACUGUUGACACAAGGUUUUCUCCGGAACAAAUGAAAGUUAGACGUCUACGUCUGUCACAAAUGAAUCUCUUUGCGUCGGGUCGAGGUAGUGGUGCACCAGUACCUAUACGUAUUGGUGAACAUCAUUUGGAUAAUAAAACGGAUAACCGAACGCAUGUCUCCACUUCUAUCAAAAAUCAAGGCUCUUCAGCCAAUAACAGUUCAUCUAAUGCACUUCUCUCCGUUUCGAAUUAUAUCAGCAAUGAGCAGGCUGAAUUAGAAGAGGCACAAAAGGAGUUAGAUAAAGAAGCAGCUGUACUAGAGCAGCGUUUACGCCAACAAAUGGCAUACGAACCAGGCACCUCAUUAGAAGAAGAACUGUUAAGACGAUGGUUUAUUUUAGUCAAUAAGAAGAAUGCCCUAAUUCAUCGGGGCUUCCAGUUGUCUAUAAUGGAGAAGGAAGAUGAUUUGAAAAAGAAAAUGAAAAUGUUGCAGGAUGAAUUACGAUCGAUUUUAUCCGUCGAAGGUAAAUUUAACUGGAUAUCACCACUGACACACAGACUAAGCUACUAAAAUUAACGGGAAACAAGAUUGCCUUAAAAGAUAACCACAAAUAAUUGGUAUAUUUGUGUUAUAACAUAACGAUGAAAUCAUUUACCUUUUCAACAAAUUAUAGGGUGCUAGACAUGCUAUUUUUCGUGAUUUCAGUUCUUUUGCAGUCAAAAACGUUCCCAUCCUCUAGUGAUUUCUGCCUUUCCCUAUGUGGUUGUCCUUGAGUUUGUUCUGUUUUUUAUAUUUAAUAACAGAAUACACAUAUAAACAAUGUUCCCCAUAAUUUAGCCUUUUGCGGAGACAAUAAAUUUUUCUUCGAAAUGGACAUGUAUUACGGGCAGUCAGGCGUAAUCCUUGAUAUUGUAUAUUUCUAGUUUAUAAUAGACUCGUCCGAUUCAUAUGUUUAAUGUGCAUUUGUCACUUCAAGAAAAUGAGUAGCUUUGAGAUUUAAUGGCUCUACUUUUUACGCGAUUUUUUUCUAUCUGUAUAAAGUUGGUUGCUAAAAUAAAGGAACAACAACUUACUUCUCCUGACAAAAACCGAUUAGUAUUUAUCCCUGAAUUUUUGUACGCUUAGAUCAAACUACGUCACUUUUAUAUAUCGUUACAUUUGCUUACCUGGGUCUCGAAAAAUCUAGCUAAGUAUCUUAAUUUAUCCUAUAAAUGUGAGAAGUGAACUCGCAACACCUGGAGAUUACGACAACAAAAACGUUGUUACAAGUUUAUGGGCAUAAAGUAUUUGCUGGCUUAGGCGUUGAAAUUCAUCAUUCAAGCAUUGGGCAGUCACUUAGUAUCAUUAGUCACAAAAAAUGGUCUAUGUACAAAUGUAUUUCUUUACCAAGUCACAUUCAGUUAUUAAACCUCUUUAAUGCAACGCGUCUAAUUCGUGAUUUCAUUAAAAUCUCAUACUAAUCGGUAAAACUUUUCUCAAAAUAAAAUAGAUUAUUUGAAAACAGAUAAUG